Messenger RNA from Sander lucioperca (pikeperch), 2479 nucleotides. It is a transcript of the gene casp3a, whose product is annotated as caspase 3, apoptosis-related cysteine peptidase a. Gene Ontology annotation, biological process: positive regulation of apoptotic process; neuron differentiation; erythrocyte differentiation. NCBI's taxonomy places the organism in Eukaryota, Metazoa, Chordata, Actinopteri, Perciformes, Percidae. The transcript is spliced from 6 exons. The coding region runs from base 210 to 1052 and encodes 280 amino acids. The record is from RefSeq and is a predicted model, not a curated record. Gene Ontology annotation, cellular component: cytoplasm.
CCCGCCGGCAGGCGUUGGAGUAUAAAACGAGUGCUUUUUCGUAUGACACAGCAUCUUUGUGUAUAAGCUCAGCAGGCGCGGCUAGAGCUAGCUAGCUUAUAUCCUCUGUCUGAACACUUUACCACUUGACGCCUGCUGGGUUUGCUGUUUAUCAUACAGGGUGUGCGAUUUGCGAUUUCGCUGUGUGGUUAAUUUCCUGAAUCAGAAAUAUGUCGCUAAACGCAACCGGAGAAGACUCCACAGACGCAAAGAGUGCCAGUGGACAACAGUCAGAGUCGUCUUUGUCUGCUUCUGCCCCAAUGGACGUGGACGCCAAGCCCAGCGGCCACAGCUUCAGAUACAGUCUGAAUUUCCCCAGCAUCGGCCAGUGCAUCAUCAUCAACAACAAGAACUUCGACAGAAGAACAGGCAUGAAUCAACGUAAUGGUACAGAUGUAGAUGCAGGCAACGCGAUGAAAGUGUUUGGGAAGUUGGGUUAUAAAGUGAAGGUUUACAAUGACCAGUCAGUCGAGCAGAUGAAUCAGGUUUUAACUUCUGUGUCAAAGGAAGAUCACAGCUGCUAUGCCUCAUUCGUCUGUGUCCUGUUGAGUCAUGGAGAUGAGGGCGUGUUCUUUGGUACGGAUGGAUCAGUAGAGCUUAAGAGUCUGACAUCACUUUUUCGAGGUGAUCGCUGCAAAUCCCUGGUGGGAAAGCCCAAACUCUUCUUCAUUCAGGCUUGCAGAGGCACUGAUCUGGAUGCAGGCAUUGAAGCAGACAGUGCAGAAGAUGGCAUUAAGAUCCCUGUGGAAGCUGACUUCCUCUAUGCCUUCUCCACAGCCCCAGGCUACUACUCAUGGAGGAACACUAUGACCGGGUCCUGGUUCAUGCAGUCACUCUGUGACAUGAUCAGCAAAUAUGGAAAAGAAGUGGAGCUCCAGCACAUCAUGACACGAGUGAACCACAAGGUGGCAGUAGAGUUUGAGUCUGUCUCCAAUUCACCAGGCUUUCAUGCAAAGAAACAAAUUCCUUGCAUUGUAUCAAUGCUGACCAAAGAGAUGUAUUUUUCUCCUUGAUGUCCUCUUUACAUCAGAGGACUUCAGCCUGCGUCUGCAGAAGAAAGCCUGAGGAUGUGUAUGAUGUGGUGUUUGUCAAUUAGUUUACUAUCUGACUGAAUAUCUCUUUAAACCUCAGCUUACAUAUUUCUGGGAGAUGCAAAGUCACAUUUUACAAGCUUGGCAUUAUAAGGUUCUUUCUGUGUGGGGUACAGUUCUGAGACAUAAGGCAUUCCAUUUUUUAGCCCUGCAGGAAAACAAUUUAGUAUUUGUUUUUUUAACAUUUUACCUAAAGUUGUGGGUUUUUUUGGACAAUGUCGGUAUAAAAUAAAAUUGAACAAUCAUUAAUCUAAAGCUAAUGUAAUUGACCUUGUAAUUCCAAGCUCACAAUUUUGUUCCAGUGAAUGGCUAUUUUCUGUUUAAACUUUACACAUUUCAGGGAAACAUUGGGAGCCAGUUUGAUAGGAAGUUUGAUCUUCUAUAUUUGUUAAAACCAUAGAUGGGCUUCCUGCCCUCCAGCAUCAACAUUUUUAUGAGUCAGCAGUUUAUUUUAUUUUGAGUGUCUAAGCAAGUUGAUAGUCUGUUUCAAAGGAAUCAUGUGUGUCAUUUCUGUUCCUGUAUUUUGCUUUUCUUUACCGCCUUUUUUUCCCCACUGAGUCAGUGUAGUGAUGUCUGACAUGAAGGUUGCACAACCAAAAAUAAUGAAUAAUUCACUAAAUUGGUACCUGAUUAGUUGUGUGAAGCCUAAAUGAAUGCUGCACUUGCACUCAGAUACAUUAAAGCAUAAUGUGUAGCAAAUUCAGGAACAUCAAUUAAGCUAUCUCGUGUUCUGUUGGUUUUUAAAGCUCAGAAUUCAAUUUUUAGUGUAUUUAAUUUUCUCAUUAUGGACUUGUUUGAAUGGACAGUUGCCUGUGAAUGUCAAUUUAGUCAGUGUCAGGCUUCAUAGCAUGCAUAAGCCAGCCCACUUGCACAAUGCUUUAAUUUGAGGCAUAUGUUCAUACUUGAACACAAGGUUUACAUUUCAUGUUAGGCAGUAGCUCAUGUGUUUGUGUUUUUUAAAGACAAAAUGGCGAAUAGAAUGCCUUUUCACAUUGCUUUGAUAGUUACAGUCAAUAACUUGGAAACAUGUCCAAUGGACUGUUGUGGAACUGUGAGUCAAACCUUUAUACGUAUCAACAUUGUGUGAUUUAUAACAGACAAAGCUAAAUUUGAUUGUGUACUGAUCCAGGUGCUGGUCAUUUGAGUAAAUACUUCAAUAUUUACAGCAAUAAAAUCAUCUUUGCUGUUAAAAAAAUAUGUCACCGUGGUUUGACAAUCCAGUUUUUAAGUCAUAUCAGAAUACUACACUUUGCUAUGAAUGUCACUUUUUGGCUAUUUUGUAAGCAGUGAUACUGUGAGGUUGGUGUAAUCUUUUUUCUGAAAAAAAGUAAAAACCACUUUUCAUUUAA